AUUAUUCUGAAGCACCUACAUUACAGUUUCCUUCAAUAGCGGCAAAAUAUUAUUUUGUUUUUGUGCGUUAGAUGGCGCGAUUAAAUAAGUGUUUCUCAUCUAUGUGAAACCCAGAGAAUCGUGUAACUUUAUUUCCUUUCCUAUCAUUAACUUUAUAGGCUAUAUUUCUUUUACUUUGGAGUGUUCAAUACGCAUGGUUUAUCCAAAUUAGUGUUGUACGUGUCAAUCUAAAUAUGUCUAAAGAAAAGGAGUCGUUAUAUACCCGAAAAUACCGAGUUGCUUGGGAAUCCGAUGCUGAACUUAAAGGAUGGAUUGGUCCUGUAUUAGCAGAUGAGACAAAGUCGCUUUGUAAGAUAUGUAAAUGUACUUUAGCUGCACAUAAAAAAGACUUACUGCUUCACGGUAAAAGUAAGAAACAUCAAGAGGCGGAGAAAAGAUCUUUGGCUGGCCCGAGUAAAAAAAUUACUGAGUUUAUGAAAAAAGGUUUGACCGCCAGCAGGAAAAUAGCAGAAUUAAAAAUUGCUGCAUUCAUAUGUGAGCACUGCUCACUUGCAACAAUUGAUCAUCUUGGAUCACUUUUAAAAAAUUUAGAUAAAUCAUCUGAAAUAUUAAAUGUCGUUAAAUUACACAGAACUGAAUGUACAUCUUUAAUAUUGAAUGUGUUGGCUCCUUCAAUACUAAAUGACUUACUUUUGGAUGUUGCAGAUAGUAAAUAUUCAUUGAUUAUAGAUGAGAGCACUGCAGUCGAUUCCACAAAAAUGCUAUGCGUUAUGAUAAAAUAUUUUAGUAAAAAGCAAACUAAGAUUGUUACGACUUUCUACAAACUUAUCGAAAUUGAAAAGGGAGAUGCCAUAACUAUCUCGGCUGCGGUGACAAAACAACUGGAGCUAGACGGUUUAAAAUUAGGGAAUCUAAUAGGAAUCGGUGUUGAUGGAGCCAAUGUUAUGGUUGGUGCGCAUAAUUCAGUAGCUUCUUUUUUGAAAGCAAAGAAUAAUGAACUUGUUAUUAUUAAGUGCGUCUGUCAUUCUCUGCAUUUGGCAGCAGAGUAUGCAUUUAAACUUCUACCUCGUCAUUUGGACUUUAUAAUCAAGGAAUGCGACAAUUGGUUCUCUUGUAGUACAAAAAGGCAAAUAGCAUACAAACAAAUAUUUGAAACACUGACGGAUCAAAAACCACUAAAAAUUGACCAACUAUCAGGAACCAGAUGGCUAGCCAGAUACAAUGCGAUAGAUAAAAUUCUAGAACAAUGGGAUGCAUUAAAAAUACACUUUGGUAUAGUAAAAGAUAAUGAAAGGUGUUAUAUGGCUGAACAGCUGUUUCAAAUGUUAUCGGACCAAACUAAUGUAUUAUAUUUCACCUUUUUGAGUUGGACAUUGAAAGAAACAAUUAGUUAA
This is a messenger RNA of Acanthoscelides obtectus, 1394 nucleotides long. The record is from the annotation of a GenBank genome assembly. NCBI's taxonomy places the organism in Eukaryota, Metazoa, Arthropoda, Insecta, Coleoptera, Chrysomelidae.